AAGAAAAAAAAAUGAAAAAAGCAAAAAAAGUGUAGGAAUUUCUGGUAAAGUGCUGCACAGUGAUAAGAGUUCCUUGGAUUUUUUUGAGAAAUUUUUGGAAGAACUGCCGUUGUAAUUAUUCAAUGAAAUUCUAGCGAAAUUUCUGGAAAAAAAAUCUAGAAGAACUCUAUGAAACACAAGGUCGAGUUUGAGAUAUUUUUUGAAAAAAAAAAUCUGUCGGGUUUCUUGAAACAAAAAACGUCGGUACAAUUUCUUUCGAAACCAUCAGCAUUAACCUUUUGCGAUUUUUAUUGGAAAAAAAUCAGUAAAAAUCUUUAGAAGAUCUCCUAGAGUAACAAUUGGAGAAUUCGCUUGAAAGAUUAAUGGAAAAAUAUCUAGAGGAAGUCCUAAGAUAGAAUUUGUAAACAUUUUCAAUGUAAUCUCUGAGCAGUCGAAGUAUUUUGAGAGACUGGAACAAAUUUCACUAGUCUUAUUAUCCCAUCAUUUCUGGGUAUUCCUCUGACCGCAAACUAACCACUGUGUUGUUUCCCAGUUAGUCGGCCAUUGAGCGUUAUCAAUGAACGUGAAAUUCGCACUUCUAGAGCAUACCCGGCUGUAUGGUUCACCGCAUUGAACGCACAACGAUUUACAGAUAAUUUAUGCUGCAAAUCUUGAAGUAUAAAACCACAGUGACGUCUGGUUGUAUGCUACAGUUGUUCAUGAUUGAAUUGUCUUUGAAGUAGGUUUCGUCGGUUUCGAAAGAAUGGCUGCCAAAUUGGUACUGGUAGCCUCUGCGUUGGUGUUCUGCUGUGCGGGUCAACCGGCAGAUUCUGAAUUCUUUAUAAACGGAGUUUCAGGUUCGUGCCUUUUCGGUUUUGAGCUGUUGAUGGGCAAACUGGAAUUUCUCGAGGAAAAGUUGUACGAGUUGGAGCGAUACCAGAGGGAAACACAUUCGAACAAUUUAUUCACGUCGUGUUCGAAGGAACCUUCCAAAAUAUCGGGGAAAUACCGACUGCAACCCAUUGCCAACGAGAAACCUUUUGUAGGAUUUUGCGAGCAGGAAAAAUAUGACGGCGGAUGGCUCGUUAUCCAACAUCGUUUCGAUGGAUCAGUAAAUUUCUACCGAAACUGGAAAGAGUAUAGGGACGGUUUCGGGAGGUUGGAUGGCGAGUUCUGGAUCGGAUUGGAAAGGUUGCACAGGUUGACCAAGGAUAAAAGUGUGACCUUGAUGGUAGAAAUUGAAGACUACGAUGGUAAUUAUGGCUACGCCAGUUACAAAGAUUUUGAAAUUGGAAGUGAGUCGGAGAGGUAUGAACUGAAAAGACUUGGGGUUUACCAAGGAACUAUAGGAAACGGAAUGAGGAGCAACGAGGGUCGAAUAUUUACUACGCGGGAUAGUAAGAAUGAUGGAGACGACGAGAAUUGUGCUGAAAGUGAGCAAGGAGCUUGGUGGUACUCAGAGUGUGGUGAAGCCAACCCAAACGGACCUCACAAGAAGCAAGGAGAGUGGAAGAAAAUGUACUGGUAUUUGCACAAAGAAGGAGCCGAGUUGAAAUUCUUCAGAAUGAUGAUCAAAUAAAUGCAAUCCACCUCUGUUGCUGUCCUA
Molecule: messenger RNA, 1585 nt
Organism: Aedes aegypti (yellow fever mosquito)
Lineage: Eukaryota; Metazoa; Arthropoda; Insecta; Diptera; Culicidae
Product: angiopoietin-related protein 1
Exons: 2
Coding region: 743-1558 (271 amino acids)
Source: RefSeq, a predicted model, not a curated record